ACAUUUCGCCGUCUGUUCAAAAACGAGGAAGAACCUACGCUCUCCUCUUCUACAUAAGCUUCCACCUCGGAAGUAGAAAUAUUAACAGUUAAAAACCCUCACAGAGCUGCAGCCGUGUGAGUGAAGAGACGUCAAUGAGAAUCCACAGUGAGAGAUGAUGGACUCUGAGGUGUCUCUGCUGCUGCACUGUGCAGCCUGGAGGGGGUUGCUGGAGUCUCAAGUACAAGUGGAGCUCUCUGAAAGAUUCAACAGGCAGACAGAUCCGGUUCUAGAGCGUCUGAUAGAUGAGGUGUGGACAGAGCGGGUGUCCAAGGAGCCGUGGCUUUUCAAUGGGUCCAAAUUCAGACUGCACUCUUUCUGCUUGGCCUCGUCAUCCUCUGCUUCUCCUAAACACCCUUCGUGCUCUCAGCCAACCCUCAUCUCCUUCUCAGACUGUGCAGAGGAGCAGGAGGGAGAGUUUCAACACAGCAGACAAACAAUGAAGGAGGAUCUGUGUAUCACUGAUGGUCUGCAUGACGCUGCUCAGAGCAGUUUGGACAGAAACGGACCUGUGAAGACAGAAAGUGUAGACAGUGUCAGCGAGAGCAUCACAGCUGAACCCUCUUCCAAAAACACAGAUGAUCAAGACACCACUCCGCUCCUCACUCUGAGACUAGGCCUCACAUGCUAUAAGGACUACCUGGGAACAAACUGGUCAUGUCAAGUGGCAGAGCUUCGUCAGCGAGGGGAGGAGGAAUUCAGUGAUCCUCUGGUGCUGCUGGCUCAGCCUCUGGGUGUAGGUGGCAUCCUGUGUACAGACGAUAGUCAGGUGGUGUUCAUCAGGAGGAGCCAGAGGGUGGCGGAGGCAGGGGGGCUCCUGGACAUCCCCGGAGGUCACCCAGAGCCAAAGGUGGUGUGUGAGCGUUUGGGCCACUCAGUGUGUGAGGAGCAGAUCAGUGUGGACAUGAUGCAGCAGAGGCUCGUCGUCUCGGAGCUGUUUUCGUCUGUGUGCGCCGAGAUCAGAGACGAGGUGAAUAUUCCCCUGAGCUCCCUCGGAGAGCCGGUCCUGAUGGGUGUCGCGCUUAAUCACACCAGCGCUGGGAGACCAAGUGCUGAGUUCUACGUCAGUUGCUCGUUGACAUCUGAUGAGGUUAGAAAGUUGUACUGGAAAGGAGGAGCAGAGGCCCAUGAGUCCACAGAUAUCGUGUUCCUCAGCAGAACGGAGGUGUUGCAGCUGGACAGGAGCAGCCCUCUGUGGUCGGAGCUGUGUCCUUCAGCUAAAGGAGCCGUGCUGCUGUAUCAGACAGUGAAGCCUGACGGAGAGCGAGGACACGACACUCAGCUGGUCGCAUCAGGAAAUGUGUCCAGAUGAUCAAAAAUACAUAAAGAAACCUUUUCAUUUACUGUAAUCACUCCCUGACCAAUACUGGUGUUAACACUGUGCAAAACACUGUAUUUUUAAUUAUUUGUACACUGUGCAGUAAAAACAUGUUUAAAAUUUAAAAAUAUUUUUAGAAUAAAAACCCUCAAAAUGACCUGGUUAAAAUUAUUAAAUA
Epinephelus fuscoguttatus (brown-marbled grouper) is the source of this 1535-nucleotide messenger RNA. RefSeq names its product nudix (nucleoside diphosphate linked moiety X)-type motif 22 (gene nudt22). The coding region runs from base 155 to 1351 and encodes 398 amino acids. The record is from RefSeq and is a predicted model, not a curated record. Gene Ontology annotation, molecular function: GDP-mannose hydrolase activity. The transcript has 7 exons. Lineage: Eukaryota; Metazoa; Chordata; Actinopteri; Perciformes; Serranidae.